AUGACCACUAACAAGGAGACGGUAGGAAGAUCGAUUCUCGCUUGUCUCAUAUCGACCUUGGGGCCUGUGAGCUUCGGAUACUGUUUAGCAUACUCAUCAUCGGCCUUAGUGGAUUUGUCAAAUGAUCAGACAGAUCCCGCUAUACGAUUAUCUGACUCGCAAGGAUCCUGGUUUUCGGUGAGUAUUUUUUUUUCUUUUCAUCUGCGCUCACGCUAAGCAUUAUAAACUAUAUUUUGCCGACAUACAAGGCUUUUUUUUAUUUGAGUGUCUUAUACAAAAUAGCCUAUUAAAAAAAGUCUGACCACAGGCAGCCCAAGCGCACUAUGUUUGGGUUCGGGCUUCAGAGGUCAUUUGGUCGGAGUACUAGAAUUAAUAGUGUAUUAUCUGAUGCCGAAUAAAUGCAAAAAUCUUAAAGAUACGAAAUCUUCUUGUUUGUCUAUCUGUACUAGUAGCCUUUAAGGUAACGAAGGUCGAGAUUUCUUGCAUUAUUCGAAUUUUAUCACAUGUCAGACGUGUAUUCGAAUCUACAACGCUAAGAAAAAAAAUCACGAUCACGCGAAAUACUGAUGCAAAAGUCUCCCUUACCUUUAGUUUAUAGCCACUCUGUUUCCUAAGGCCGGUUUAAACGCCGUUUAGUUGAGUUUCCUUCCAUCGAGUACUGGCCACCAAGAAACUCGACUAAGCGGCGCUUAAACCGGCCGUAGGACACAGAGUGGCUAUGAACUAAAGGUAAGGGAGAUUUUUGAAUCAAUAUUUCGCGUGAUAGUGAUUUUUUUUCUUAGCGUUGUCGAUUCGAAUACACGUCAGACAUGUGAUAAAAUUCGAACAAUUAGGGCCCGAAUCACAUGUAAUUCGAUGUAAUAAUGCAAGAAAUCUCGACCUUCGUUAUCUUAAAGGCUACUAGUACAGAUAGACAAACAAUAAGACUUCGUAUCUUUAAGAUUUUUGCAUUUAUUUGGCAUCAGAUGAUACACUAAUAAUUUUAGUACUCCGACCAAAUGACCUCUGAAGCCCGAAGGAAUACCAACUAAACAGAAAUUUAGAAGGGGUUGAUUCCGCCUCUCAGUUUUUUUAAAGGUGAGGUAAAGUAAGACGCACCACGGGCCAUGAGGCCAGUAAGGCAGACGCUUUUUAAAACCCGUUUUUAGCUCAUGGAUGACGUAGUCAUGCCAUGGGCUUUUGGAGGCACUCGAAUGGCACUCGAUCACUCACUCACUCACUCACUCACUCACUCGAUUCUCAUUAAUUUUUUCAUGAAAGUCAGAUUAAACAUGUUACUCCUACCUCCCUUACUUAGUAUUACCUUUUUUCCAAGUGCCUUUUACGUAUAUGUUUGGAAUAUUCUAGAGGGUACUAGUAAGGCGAAUUUUUUUUCCCGAGAUGGGUUUUGUAUAAAUAACAAUAUUUUAAAGAACACUGAUAAUAUCAUCCGCAAGAAAUGGACUUAAAAUUGUUAAAAGGACAUUGAAAUAAUUGAGCGUGGAUCAUUGUUGUAUAUUUGGACAAAUUGUGCACAUUUGUUCCCGAUAUUGUACUUGAUAUGGAGAAGAUGCGAUCAACAGGAGCAUGAAAGAGCUGUUGCAGCCUGACGAUGGGAUUUCGUUCAGCGAAAAGCGAAUAAGCCAAAGAGCCUUAUAAUCACUGCAAAAAAACUGUCCUCGAAUUGUUAAAGCAACAUUGAGGAGAAUCUAUUGAGGUUUUUCCAGUUAUUUGGACGAAUCCGUUCGACCAUUUGUCUUCGUAUGCAAACAGGGAAUGAAUUAAUGUUGUGUCAACUAGAAGCACAGGUUUUAGAACCAACAAGCGUUACGCUAUUUUGCUGGAAUUCUUAGGUGAUCUUUGCCUUAAAGUAGGCUUUUGUUUGUCGGUGAUUACAUUUAGCAGUGCUAUUAAUGUAAUUUCGACAAGAAAUGCUGCGCUGGUAUAAAAGGCAAUCGGAUACUUCGACUGCGUUUAAAUUACUUGGCUAGGUCAGAGCACGUACUGCUUUGAGCUUAAUUUUACAUGUAUUAAAAUAAUUUUUAGCUCGUGUUUAUCAAAAGCGCGUUCUAAAGCAGUUCAAUUUAGCCAUAAACGCCUGUAUUCUGUAUCUAAUAUAGCUCGCACUGCAUAUACUAACCGUUACGUACUCAUUAUAUGGAAACGUUUAUUUGAAAGCAUCGCACUUUUAAAACCACGGUUUAAAUAAAACUCAUGUAUGUAAAACUUGGCUAUUUUACAAGAAAGUGCACUGUCGUUCGGAAAGUGUUUGACAGUCAGAUGAGAAAGCAAACUAUUUUACAACUAAAAAGCGUUAAUAAUUGCUUUUAAAAGUGAUCUUUGCUUUGUAAGUAGAAAUGCUGCACUGAUAAAAAGUUUCUAGAAUAUUCAGGUACACAUGCAAUCGGAUACUUCGAGUCACGCUGUAUUUUGGCAAGUCCGUACGCAAUGAACCGUUCAAAAAGACUUAUAUGUUUUUCUUUGAUUAUUGAACUGUCUUUUCUACACUAAUUCAAUUCAUCCAUGAGCUCGCUCCUAGGAGCCUUUGAUUUAUAGUAUGAAAUACCCAGGAGUAUAGAGGGGAUGCUAGUUAAUCACGGGGUUACCAGUACCCGUCAUAUUCUCUCUUGUCCGUGAUCAUGAGAAGAAAGACAUGUUGGAGCUGUUGAAACGGGAUCGACGCCGCGCCAGUCCACAUAUUUUCCUUUCGUUAUUCUCUUUUGCGUGAAAAAAAAAAACACAAACAAGACCGGCCGUAAUGCUAAAGCGAAUGACAUCAAAAUUAUGGGCAGACAUUAUUAUGUAACGAUUUCGACCUUCUUUCAGGCAAUUUCAUCGGACGUCAUUUUUUUACAGGUUCUGAUACACGUGGUUUUGUCAGCUGGCAAACGUUUUUAAAAAAUAGAUUCAGAAGUUGACAGACCUGAUUUUUCUUCAGACAUGUGCGAAUUUUUGCUUAAAAUCUUAUAUCUUAUAAUCGGAGGUGAAUAUAAACGGUGAGGCUUAUUUUAGGAAUUGAUCAUGAUCAUAUGAUUGGCUUCACAAGCUGAUCCUGUGUUCUGAUUGGCUCGAAAUUUCAAUCUUUGUUCCCGCAAAAAUACAUUUUCUCUUGGCAAGUCAAUGACCAAGCCAGUAGCCCAUGGUCAUCGGCUCCUGACCAAGCAUAAUGGCAUAAGAGGCGUUAUUUUAUUCAUUUAAAUUUUUAAUUGUCUUGUGACACUCGCUAAAUUCUCGCUUGCCUUAGCUUGCCAACCUCGUCCCCAGGCCUCGUCCCUGGCUUUGGAGGUGGGGCGCCGUCACAGUGAUAUGGGCAUUCCCGCGUUUUGGGCAUCCCCAUUCCCAUAUCCCUAGCGUUUUGGGCAUCCCCGGUGGGGGAUGCCCAAAACGCUGAUCGCUUCGACUUUGCCUAAAUUAUUUCAGACUGGGCAAAAGUCGGAUUGUCAAUCACGAAGUUACGGCUGAAUAGUGCAGAGGCAUGUUAGAAUUAUAUCGUCUAACACCGUUUCGCCGGGUUUAUUACGCAGAAAAAAAAAACCAUUGGCAGUAAACGUUGGCUCAAAACAUGACGAAACUGAAAUUUACAUCCGCAUAACAUCGCUUCGCUGUACAAAGCGCCCUGGGGACGAGUUUGUUAGCUUGUCUGGAAAAAAGGAAUGAAAAAUAACGUCUGUUAUGCAGGCAAGGGCGAUAUCCACCAAUCUCAACCUCUAGCAUGGUCAAUAACGCUUAUAUUUUGAAAAUAGUAUCCAGCGAUUAUGCCAGCCUGAAUCGGGUUUCACGUGGGCCUAAUCAACACGGACCAAAUGCAUAAAUCUAUAAAAACGGGCAUUUUUGCUCCCUUGCAGGAAUUUUAUUAUAUCUGCUGAAACAAACAUCGCUGACUAAAUCAACUCAACCGGCCUAAAUUAAUUUGGGUCCCGCUAAAUUCGAAUUCGACUCGGCUUGAGUGAACGCCCCCUACAGGGUUACAGUAGCACUUAACUAAAAACAUUGACAUCGAAUGCUGUAUUCAACACAGAGCGAGAGUGCCUGUUUUGUCUUUUAUAGGUAUUUCUUUACGCACAACCCCGCCUAAGUGAAACCUUCAUUCGCCACUUAGAAACUACCGUUCACUUUCGCAAAGACUCCUGGGACUGUUACUAGGGAGCGCGGAAAAAAGCUGCCAAUAGCUGACCAGCGCGUCCCCAAUGACGACCCCAGAGACAAUUGCGGGACGUAGUUCCAGCUCCUUUCUCGUUUUAAAGGAGCGUCAGGAUGCCGGAUGUGCUCCUGGCGGCUUACUGUAUGGGCAAAGAUAUUGGCUUUCCGUCCUAAAUACCCAAAUUAAGACAAAAAUCUGCAUCUUAAACCCCUAGGUGAGACGAAAAGCAUCCCUUUCUUGUUCAUAUUGCCAGAAUUCAUACCAUGAAGGAAUUAUCUGAUUGGCUUUCAGCAGUCCUGAUUCCAGCAUAAAUUGGGUAGUGAAAUAGGGCAAUAUGCGUCAUGCUUAGGCAACUGCACAAUACGCGCCAUCGGCCGGCACGCGCCCACUUCCCGCAAAAAAAAAAAUUCGGAAGAUCUUGUGAUUUUAAGAAAAGCUCAAAUUAUUACAAAUUUUGUUAUAGCUAUGAUUAACUGGUAACAGAACUUCGUAUCGUCCAAUUUGGCCUGUAACUUACAGAUCACAGACCGAAUGGGCUUCUCUCAGUUCUACUACUAUCAUUUUUAUAGCCUGUUCCAGGCUCCGAGAUAGUGGUGAAAAGUCGUUCAGUAAAAAGAAAUGCGAAAAACGCGCGGGGGCUGGGGAGAGACAGACAUUUUUCCCGCCUCCACUGGCACUGGCACAGGCUAUCAUGGGUUAACAACAUAAUCGUAAGACUCACAAACCAAGAUAGAAAGAGCACACCGCGCGAGCUUUAUAAAAUGUUCAAGUAUGGUGUUUAUUGGGCCAACAGUAAACAAUGAGAUCGACAUGCUGCCAUUCAAAAACCCCAAAAUUUACUGAGAAGAAAGAAGACGUCGGGAAAAGUAGCGGGCGACACGUACAGUCUUAGCAAAUUUUCAAGUUUUUUUUAUAACUGCUAAACCUUGCUUAAUAUUGUCGAACCUUAGGGAUUUAGUAACGCUCAAAGUGCCCUUUCUGACAAUAUGUGGGUCUUCUGCAACCUCGUUCCCAGGGUUCUCUUCUCCUACCCGCCCUACGGAGCGGGUAGGAGAGAACCCUGGGAACGAGGUUGGGUCUUGUGUAAUACAUCAACUCGUGUCUAGUCCCUAGGAAUUAGGGCAAUGGGACUAGUCCUGUAACUGAAGUUUUUUUUUUUACCCUUUGCGGUGCAGGUACUGGCUGCCUUAGCUUGUAGCACAAGCGCAAGCCCUGUCGUUUACGCUAGGCUGAGAAAUUGCUCAUGAUCAAGAGAGGGAAUAGCGUUAUAGUUUAGCCCUUGUGAUAUGUGAAUUUCACUAAAAUUAUUUAGAGGAAUCAAAGGUUUCAAAUUAAUGGAAAGUUAGUUGCGGAGAGUUCAGCAAACCUUUAUUCAGUGUUAUCAAGAGAGAAUUGAACUGUCGCCAUUAUAAUAUUCUGCAUUAUUUGCUACAAGGCAGUCGCCCGUGGACUUGAUAACGUUUCAAACAAUUGACUAAAAUGUGCGGACUUAUCAGGAAUUAGACUUUCAUUUAAUUACAACUUCUAAAGAUAACUUAAGCAAAAUUCACAUAUCCUGGCCAACGCCCUAAGAUUCUCUCUCUGUGCCAUUACUCUCUUCUACUUCGGAGAUCGAAAACAUAAAUGUGCGAAAUCAGGAGCCCAUAACCUGGAGCGAGCAACUCCCACACUAGGCCUAUGUCACAGCGUUACGGACCGGUUUAUUUUUAGACACAUUUUAGGGCAAAAUAUUUUUCCCGCGAAAAUGGAAUGUCCGCCACGUCUAAUAUGAACGCAUUCGAAGUAUGAGAUAUCAAAAAGGAAAACGCAACGUCAUUAAAAGGCAAAAAUUAUCAUUUUUAGGCCUGUAUGGUUUGCUGACUGGUUUUGUGGGACUUAAAAUAUCUUCUAAAUUCGCGCCAAAACCGUUCUAAAAAUAAACUAGGCUGAUUUAGCAACAGAACGGGAACGUCAGUUGACGACGGCGCGCGCAAAUCAAACAACCUACUUGACCAAUGGCAGAGCGGCAAAUUGGGCACCGGAAGUCGAGUUUAGUCCUUUCCCGUCGUCAAAUGACGUUCUCGUUCUGUUGCUAAAUCAGCCUACUGGUCCGUAAAAACGCCGUGACACGAGCGCAUGGAAGUUGCUCGCUCCAGGUUAUGGGCUCCUGGCGAAAUCCAUUCUUCCACCCAUGCAGGCUAGAGAAGUGUCAAUCACUCUCCCAAUCUCUCUCUGCCUCUCUUAUUUAUUUUUUCAGUCUUUAGUCACUGUUGGAGCCAUGAUUGGGUCAUGUAUAGGUGGAUGGUUAAUUGACAAAUUUGGUCGUAAAGGCAGCAUCCUUAUGUCCGCAGUUCCCUUUGAGCUUGGAUGGCUUCUUAUCAGCUUUGCAAAGAAUCACGCCAUGCUGUACGCUGGUCGCAUUAUAACUGGCUUGGCCUGUGGAGUGGUCUCACUUGCUGUUCCAGUAAGUUGUUCUUGAACUCUCUCCUCCGCCGAGGCUCCUGCUGGGCAUUCCAGUAACAAUAGCAAUAGUUAAAAAAUAGUAAGCGCGUGAUGGACGAUGGGAAGGGGGAAAAAACGGGAGCAUCUCUUUCUGUCUUACCCCUUCCCAUCAUCCUCCUCCCAAGAUAACUGGUCUUUGAAAAGGUUCGCCGGAGAGAACAGCAGUUUCGCGACGCCACCACUUGUUUCCCUGUAAAAUGUGACGCCUGAGAAACUAGUGCAGAAGUUCCACACUGAUGACAUGUGACUACCCAGAUCUACAAUUCUAGGUAGUGCUUCUGAUUGUCGUGUCUCGUGGGAAAUUUGUCUCAGCCAGUCAGAAGCACUACCCAGGUCUGGGAAGUCACACGUCAUCAGUAUGGAAUUUCUGUGCUCGUUUUUCAGACGUCAUUUGGAUGGGAAACCUGUGGUGGCGUCGCCAAAUGUCGGCUGUUCUCCACGGCGAACCUUUUCAAACACCAGUUAUCUAACCCCAACGUGUCAUGCCUAAGUAACUGGACAGUACGCACUUUAAUGACUUUUUUUCACCGCUAGCCAAAACACUCCUAGAACUUCUUGUGUUUCCAUUUAAAAAAACCUAAAAUAUCACAGAUCAGUCAAUUGCUUACAAAACUUUGUGUCGUCCAAUUCGGUUUGUAAUGGUACUCGUGAUUAAACGAAUCGUGCUCGGCGCAACGCAGUCGUCCGAUUUUGUUGAUCACUCGUAUGAUUACUGGUUGAAUUGGACUCUACUCAGUCCUAUUACCAUUAUUAAUGGGACUACGGUACAUUGAUAUUGACUUAAUGUUUCUUUUAAAGAUUUAGCUAAAAUAGAGUUACACUUCGCUGAAAGGAAAUAAACUUAAUAAACGCCCCCUCGAUUAUGUGCCCUCCUUCUAAUUUGCGCCCCUUCUUUUAGCCAAGUCGGAUACAGUGAAUUUAUACGGUAGCAACUUCCUUCUUCAGUGGCAGAUCCAGAGGAGAGCCUUCCCCUUAUUUUUAGACUAAACUCAGGUCCGAGGGGCUCUAAAAAUUUUUUUGAGACCGCUUCCCCCCUUAUUUCAGGGUCUGGAUGACCGCCANGUCCGUCACUGUUAUUAGAGACCUUCAGAUUCGACGACAAGGGAGACUGCGAGGACGAGAUUUCACUUGAACUUACCUCGCGUAUUCUAAUAGAAUAUACGCCGCGGAAAGCUUCAUUGUACUUUUUUUCGCCUGAAAUAUUAGCACGGUUAUUUUCUCUUGAAGGAGGUUAAGCCCUCUCUCGAUCGCAAACUGAUAAAACUUCUAAAAUUUGAUAACUUGUUUCCGUCAUUACAACAGUCUCGCUAAAUUUCGUAGUAGAAUGACGACGGCUAUUGCGUUCUCCCACCAAAAUGACACUGGUUCAUGCGCGCACUACUUUGUAUUGAGAAAAUCUCUUCUCGUACUCGUUUUCGUCUUAGAAUCUAAAGGUCUCUCUAUUGAUGCUUAGGUGUACAUCGCCGAGAUUGCGCCAGCAAGGCUACGUGGAGCGCUGGGUGCUUCAAACCAGUUAGCCAUUACAUUCGGCUUAUUACUGUCAUUUGUACUGGGGGUUGUGUGUCAUUGGAAAUGGCUGGCUCUUAUUGGUGCUAUUUUGCCUGUCCUCCUUGUGAUCCUAAUGUUUAAAAUGCCAGAGACGCCACGUUGGUCCUUAGGAAAGAACAGACGAACUGAGACUUUAAAUGCUCUGCUUUGGCUACGGGGUCCUGAAGUAGACAUUGUGGAGGAGCUCACAGCCAUCGAAUCUAGUCCAGGUACACAUACUUUCUUAUUGCAAGGGAAGCCCGGGGGAUAUUCACCAAAGUUUUAUGCGGGGAGGCUCCGCCCCAAGGUCUAACUCACCUUUUUAUAUACCAUUUUUGGCAGAAAAGGUACCCCUUUCGUAUACCUUCUAUUGACAAAUGCAGUGGCAGAUCCAGGGGAGGGCCGGGGGGCCCGCCCCCCUUAUUUGUUAGACCAAACUGAGGCCCGAAGGGUCGCAAAAAUUUUUUUGGAGACAGGCCCCCCUCUUUUAUCAGGGGCAUCGAUCUCUGCCGAGAAACUAAAUUCCUUUCGACUCGAUUUCGUUUCCGUAAGUGAUGAACGCGGAUCCGUAAUCAAUGAUUAUCUCUAGUCAGAAUUACAAUGUCGUUACAUUUUUAUUUUCAGAACAACAGGAGAAGCCUUCAUUGCGUGAAUGGCUAUCGCCAGAGUUAGCAAAACCUCUCUUUCUGAGCAUUGGAUUAAUGUUCUUUCAACAAUUUACUGGAAUGAACGCAGUCAUUUUUAACGCGGCAAGCAUCUUCUCAGCAGCAGGUUUCAAAAACGGCAAACUCGUUGGCAUAACAAUAGGCCUGAUGCAGUUUUUGGGUACCUGCCUGGCUUGCUUAAUCAUUGAAAGAACAGGACGACGGAUCCUUUUAUUAAUAGCAUCAAUAAUCUUGGCUGUUUCUCAACUUGGUCUUGGCUUGUAUUUUGAAAUCUACAUACCUCCCCAUGAUGAGAGCCAGUCUUCAGACGCGCUAAGCUCCAUAAGUCAUUCCGUAGAAGCAUCAAAGAUCAGCUGGCUGUCCGUGUUUUGCUUAAUAUUCUUCAAUCUUGGUCAUGCCCUUGCCUGGGGUCCGAUUCCAUGGCUCGUCAUGUCAGAAAUUUUUCCCCUGCGAGCUCGAGGUCCAGCCGGCAGCAUAUCAGUUCUAUCCAACUGGCUAGCCGCUUUUAUCGUCACCCUUACCUUUAACAGUCUGCAGUCGUCAUUUACAGUUCCAGGAGCAUACUGGUUCUAUGCAGGAUGGCUCUUACUGGGGUUUGUCUUUGUUUAUCUAUUUAUGCCAGAGACAAAAGGGAAGACGCUGGAGGAGAUUGAGGCUCUGUUUGACAAAAACAAGCGUUCCUACCAACCAAUCGAAUGAGGGCGAGGCAGAUCCCUACGGCUAGAGGGUGAACCUCUCACACGGGAGAUAGUCUCCCGUACAGAAGAGACAGGGGAAGCUCGUUGUGCCGCUUAGGGGUGCAGAUUGCAGAUUUUGGUCUUACUUAGGGUGUUCAGGACAGGAGGCCGAUACUUUUCAGACUUUUAACCAUAAACAUAUCUCUCGGGCUUAGUAUGAAGAAAAACUGAACAAGGCAGUCUGAUACUGUGUUGUAGACAGCACAUGGCAUCACAACAACUCCAGACUGUUCACAGUCCCCUUUUUUUUCGUAUGAUUAUCGAGGGCCCACUGUCACAGAGGUCAUUUUGGUUUAAAAUGUACCGAGGAGGCGGGCCUCGAGGUUUGUAGCGGUGGGAGAAGGGAGGCCUCUUCCCAAACCGACCCUCCUCCCCGUUAGUAGAUUUCGUACUCAUCCUCAGGCUAGACUCGACACAUUUAAAACCAACUAACAGCCUGUAAGGGUAGGUGCUCGCUCCUGACGAUCUUACAGAAAAGUAGAGGACUAUGUAGCCUGAGGAAACAGCCGACAUUUGACGACGCUACCAAUGGUUUUCCCGCCAAAUGGCGUCUGAGAAACAAGCGUAGAAAUUCCAU
Messenger RNA from Porites evermanni, 10107 nucleotides. Lineage: Eukaryota; Metazoa; Cnidaria; Anthozoa; Scleractinia; Poritidae. The record is from the annotation of a GenBank genome assembly.